UCCACUAGACUAACUAGAUCUGUUGCUCGGACAUUAUCAAACUUUCACCCGGAUGACAUGGAUUUUUCAAGAGACCAGCACAUGCUACUUCAAGCCGCUAUCACCCUACUGUUAGUUACUUCACAUAUCACCGCAGCCCCAACUGAAACGGUAUUUACAACGACAGAACCCGAGGCACUCACGCUGGACGAUGGGGACAAUAAUGUAUUUGCUGAAGUUAGGCAAGCGUCAAUCGGCAGCGUGUUCGAAGAAUACCAAAGACUGACUCGUUUAACGUCGGAGUUCCGAAAUGCAAACAAGGACGUUUUCGGUAACUUUAAGCAGCUCAGAUUAAACGGUGAUGACAUUGACAGUGAUUUACAUGCGUUCACUUUCGAAGGACUCCCUAAUCCAGUUUCUCGAUUCCAGUCAAGAUUUUUACAGGAAAGGGACUUAAUUGUUUUACACAGAGACAAUCUGCUACAAUUCCAGUCAUUCAUCGAUGCAAUGUAUAUGGAUGAAUUGGACGUUUUCUACGAUGAAGAAGGAGAAACCCCUUUUCAUGAAGAAUUCCAAUCACUGGCUUUACAAAUACGAAAAAUUGUCACAAAAUGCAACUCUUCUGUUACAUCAGAUGAACUUUGUCGAUGCCAUCGUCACCACGCCGACUGUAAAUGACGGUAUGGAAAUGCUCAACAGUGUGUUCAUGCGUGAACUCAGACACGCUAAAGUGCUCAAACAACUACUCGAC
Messenger RNA from Saccoglossus kowalevskii, 730 nucleotides. RefSeq lists its product as uncharacterized. Lineage: Eukaryota; Metazoa; Hemichordata; Enteropneusta; Harrimaniidae. The record is from RefSeq and is a predicted model, not a curated record.